AUGGAGAACGAUAUACCCGCCAUCCAGGCCCCUGAUGGGCGGUCUUCGAGGAGAGACCGCCUUAUGGGCAAGCUCUUUGGUGCGAAAGAUCGCAAAGGAGACGAAGCACGCUCUGCCGCCAACGUCGAAUCGUUCCUUCACAGCUCCUCAGAUAAUCUUACAAUCAUAAACCCUCCCCCGCCUCCCCCACCGUCUUCGCUCCCAAAGCUAGCCAAGCUCGACACCACAUCGAUCUCUCGUUACCCUCAAGCUUUAGCUGUCAACCAUGCAGCUCAGCAAAACCGACCUCUCGUUGCAAGCCCAGCUCGGCCCGAUACCAAUAAAUCGCCGGGACGAAGCCCACGACCUAAUAAGAAGGGCCUUGUCGUAAGAUUUGACGAUACCGCCCCCGAUGUGAUCGGCGAAGGAGGAGAUGAAUCUGAGAUCCCAACUCAAGAGAUCUCGAAGCGCAAAGCCUCUCGACCUAAACCACAGCAAGCACCACAAGCACCACAGCCACCCGCUCAUCGUAGGGCCCCAAUGCCGCCAGCUCGUCCUCCCCGUCCCGAUUCAACUGGACCUGCCUCGCCUGUGGAUGAUUUCCGACCAAAAUCGCUAUCCAGGACACAGACCGGCUUCUCCUCAAUUUACACACCCGGGUCGGACGACGAGUCUGACGCUGGAGCAAACAACAACCUCAAGCCAGAUGAGCUUGUUUCACCUAUCUCUGCACAGCAGACACUCAGUCCAGCAAGGGCAAGGUUUUUGGGCCCAGCAGGAAGACAAGAUGACAACAGAAAAUCAUACAUUGAGAUUCAUUCUGCGCAACAGCGUGAAGCAGAAGGUAGAGUAUUUGCUGAAGCUGCGCGAGUCGCCAGUGCGACGUCAGCAUCCUCCCACAACUGGGACGACCCUCAUUCUGCUACGCCUCUUUCAACCUCUCCCGUUGAAUCGCGAAGACCAGGGCCUCCGUCACCAGAAGUCCAAUCGGCCAAACCAAGUCUUGAAUACAGUCCUGCCGCUUCUGUUCAUUCCAACUCUUCAGCUUAUUCACCGCCUGUACCUUCAGCUGCAAUCCCGGCUUCUGCUCCGGGUGCAUCUCCAGCCCCGAUUCCUUCUGGGUCUCCAGCUGUUCCCAGUCCAGUCCCAACUCCCGCCUCCGCAAUAUCUAUGGCUUCGACAACGACUUCAGAAGUUAAUCAGUUAUCGCGGCAGCCAAGCAUUGCGCCACAGCGUGCUCCUCCCAUGAUGGCGUCUAGAGCCUUAUCUGUAAGAGUUGCUGAUGGUACUUCGGCUGCUGCUGAGCAGGCUCUUGAGAUCUUUACCACAAGGACGAGCCAUCUUUUUGAGCUUUUCCGACUCCACGCGGAAUCCAUUAAACCUUUGUCGACUUGUUCUCUAAUGGACUUUGGUCGCGGUGCGCUGUGGUGGUUUCUCAAGGGUCGCAUGGGCCUGGAAGUUGCCAUCAGAGAAAGACCCAGUUCUCCACAGGGCCAGAUGCAGAACGACAGGGACCGCCAGCAAGCUUAUGCCAACCUGGCAAAAGCUUUCUGGCUUUCUGAGCAGGUAGUCCCUGAAGUUGCUCAGUCGCAAGGGGUAGAGAUUGACUCUGAGAUCACCGACGUUAGCGCUAGUCUGGUUUCAGCGCUUAAGAAGCUGGCCAUGUCUAUGAAACGAAAUGGGUUCUUGCCCCCCGAGGACGCAUUCUUACCACAGAGCAUUGACAAGUCAAUAUGGGUUGAAUACCCGCCUUUGAGUCAGGAUAUGAUUGCCCUGCUCUCGGGUAACUGGGCUUCGGGUCUUACUGCCAUGACGAGUCCGAUGUCCAAGUUGAGGCUACUAGAUGCUUUGCCCGUUGGAGAUACUACGGACAACUUCAACUACGGGCGAGUGCAAGCAGAUGCUUAUCUUAUGGAGCAAGGCCAUGAAGACCAGAAACUCUAUUUUCCAUGCCUGCUUUCGAUGGUCCGGCCACAAAAGUCUACGGGACUGGUCUUCAUCUUAGCCAGCCAGAAUGGCCACGUGCAACUCGUUAUACAAGAGAACAAGAAUGUUGGUCCAGUCUGGGACGACGUUCGCUGGCGAAAGGAAACGUUUACCGUUGAUAUUCGACUACGACGUGGCUUCAUGAUAACUAUUCAGCUUGUGCAGCAGGAUUUCAGGACCCUAUGGAACAUGUACGACUUUGGAAGCAAGGUCAACCAGUCACUUUAUCCACGUAACGACGAGAGCAUGGUGUUUAGGUCAACCUUGCGGUCAUUCCAGGUGAUGGAUGCCGACCCCAACUACCGCCAAUUCCCGAAGGAGCCAACGCCUUACUGUGAAAUCUCAUUGUUUGAGAAGAUCCACAAGGAAAAUGGGCCUGCAGCUACUCGUACAUGGCAUCUUGGUUUCCGAAUUGCCGUGGUAACAGGGCCAAAGACAAGAACGCUGAGCGGAGUCCAGCAU
Molecule: messenger RNA, 2427 nt
Organism: Fusarium graminearum PH-1
Lineage: Eukaryota; Fungi; Ascomycota; Sordariomycetes; Hypocreales; Nectriaceae
Exons: 1
Coding region: 413-1228 (271 amino acids)
Source: RefSeq, a predicted model, not a curated record